Messenger RNA from Sarcophilus harrisii (Tasmanian devil), 4832 nucleotides. It is a transcript of the gene SACK1C, whose product is annotated as family with sequence similarity 83 member C. The transcript is spliced from 4 exons. Bases 1700 to 3793 code for a protein of 697 amino acids. Gene Ontology annotation, biological process: epidermal growth factor receptor signaling pathway. NCBI's taxonomy places the organism in Eukaryota, Metazoa, Chordata, Mammalia, Dasyuromorphia, Dasyuridae. The record is from RefSeq and is a predicted model, not a curated record.
UUGGAUUACAGACUCAAUAGAGACACUGCUGGAUCAAAACCUCCACUUACUAGAGGUGAAGGCUCAGGAAGUUUAAGUGAUUUGCCAAAAAAUCACAUAGGUAAUAAGGGCAGAAUCAAAAUUUGAAACUAAGUGCAUUGCUUCUCAAUCCAGCCCUCUCCUAUCACUAGUCCAGGGACCUUGUCAGAGACAUGCUGGAGAUACAUAAAGCACUGAGACCCACAUCUAGAGCUGUUCAUGUCUGACUCUGUCACCCCAUUUAGUGUCUUUUUGGCAAAGAUACCAAAGGAAUUGCCAGAUAAACACAUAAUCGUACUGAUAUACAUGUUUUACCUAUGGGUACAUACCUAUUCAGAUGUUAUAAGUGGCACAUGCUUUCACAUGCUUCUAUAGGCUGACACACAGAUACACCUAUACAUGUGUUUUCACAUCAAUAUAGGCAGAAACUAGAAAGAACAUAGUAUUAUACAUAUACUUAGGUAAGUACACACACAUAGCUCAGGUGCUAAUACAUGUCCAUAAGUUACCCUCAGUCUGACGCCUUCCUCUACCCCCUCUAAAUGCUGAUUGUGAGAUAAGGGCCUAAUGAAGCCCCUGCUAUCUCAGCUGCUCCAACAAGCACCUCAUUACCUCCCACAAUGUCUGCUUCUGUUUACUCAGUCCCUGCCCACAACAACCUCCCAACCCCCUCCUCUCUGCCCAAAUUUGAGAGGCAACAGGUGCGAAGUAAGAAUCCUGGGCAUAAAUUCAGACCACCUGGAUUUUCCCACUCUGUGACUAUGAACAGAACUCUUUUCCUCCUGGACUUCAGCUCCUGUGGUGUAUAACAGGGAAAAUAACCCUAUCAAGUUUUCCCAGGAUUUUGGCUUGUGUCCCCAGAACCCAAUUCUAUCCAGUGCCUACCACAGCCAGACCUAUGCCUCUGUUCCCUGCUUUCCAGCUUCCUUGGCCUCUAGAGGUGGGGAAUCUUCUAAAUUGGAGCGGAGUCUGGGCAGGGAAGCCCCCUGCCAAGGCAGGCACAGCCUGAAUCUGGCUAAAGAACAAAAAAUCACCUACUGUGACCCCCUUCACAGCUUGGGAAGACCCUGCCCCAGGCUGGUCUAACUAUACUAGAAUAAGGACUUGACUGAAAAUUGGAGCUCUGAUCCCACCAAGGUUUCCUGCCCCCAAGCCUGGAUGGACUCUGCUAGAAGCAACCAGGCUCAAAGCUGAGCAAGGAGAAGAGGGAAUUCGAUAGGAGUGUCCCUGUGUGUCUAGGUGCCAGAUAUAUAUGUGUCCGGUGCAAGCCCUGGGCAUUAGGGGGGUCAUCUGAGCCAUACAAGAGAGAACAGAACAAGUGCCUAGAGACUGUUACCGAUGCUGGGUAGGGCUGAGGAGGGAACCCCUGGCCCUUGCCAAUCCGCUCAGUGGGGUUUGGGCAAGUCCUGACAGCGGCGGGUGGGGCUGAUCUGACAGGUUCUCUCCAAGUGGCCUGGGGGCAGCAAGGGUGGAGCCUGGCACAGACUUAGGGUGGCGGGAUGGGCCUGGCUCCCCCACAGUGAGGGUGAGACCAAGGCUCUUACCUCUUCACAUCUUCCUCUGUGGUUGUUCAGGCAGAGGAAGCAAGCCUUGGCCAUGGGCAAGCCAAAACCCAAGGCUGGGGCUUUGGGGCUAAGAGUACAGUUUGGAUAGGUAGGGGUUCUGGGAGUGUCUCGAGAUCAUGUUUGGAGGCUCUGGAGCCCUUCGGGGCAGGGUAGAGGAGCUCAAGCGGCCCUGGUGGCGAGAAGCCCUUCCCCUGGUGCUGAAGCACAGCGAAGCUGCCCGGCUGGCAGCAGAUGCCCUCCUGGAACAUGGUGAGGCCGCCUACCUGCGAGUCAUUGCUGAGGAGCGUGAGCUGCCCUUCCUUUCUGCCCUGGACCUUGACUACAUGACCCAACAUGUUCGUGGAGGUCCUGAGAUAGGGGACAGGGGUGAAAGUGGAGAUAAAGACGGCAGGGCAGGCCCCCAGACCUCUGGCACGGCGGAUGGGCUCAGCCUCAUCUCACAGGCCACCUCUGGCACCUACUUCCCAGCAGCAACAGAUGCUGAACCACCUGCCCUGGACCUGGGCUGGCCUGAGGUACCUCAGGCCACAGGCUUUAGCCCCACACAAGCUGUUGUCCACUUCCAGAGGGACAAGGCCAAGAACAUCAAAGACUUACUGCGCUUCCUCUUCAGCCAAGCCCGAACGGCUGUGGCUGUGGUAAUGGAUGUGUUCACAGACAUGGAGCUGCUCUGUGAUUUGAUGGAGGCUUCAGGCCGCCGGGCUGUGCCUGUUUACCUGCUGCUGGCUCAGGACAACUUGCAUCACUUCCUGGAAAUGUGCUACAAGAUGGAUCUCACUGGGGGCCAUCUGCCGAACAUGCGUGUGCGGAGCAUUUGUGGGGAUACCUACUGCAGCAAGGCAGGAAGACGCUUCACUGGGCAGGCGCUGGAAAAAUUUGUCAUCAUCGACUGUGAGCAAGUGGUGGCCGGGAGCUACAGCUUCACAUGGCUCUGUAGCCAGGUUCACACCAGCCUUGUGCUACAGCUUCGGGGCCGCAUUGUGGAGGACUUCGACCGAGAGUUCCGCUGCAUGUUUGCUGAGUCUCAGGCUGUGGAAGGCUUCUCUGGUGGCGAGGAGGAUAUCUUGGCUCUUCGGCCUCCCCGCCCACCCCCACCUGCCCUGGUUUUUGAGUCAGGUCUCCCUAGCUCACCAUCUACCUCACCAAUUGGCCCUAGCCUCAGCAGUGUCAAAUGUUCCCCCCUUACCAGCUCUUCUUACUGUGGGCUCCCUGGAGGUGGUGGCGUUGGCUUCAAUGGCCUUGUGGCCUCUGGUUCCCCUGGCCCUGGCCGGCGCCAAGCCAGCGGCCCCUUUCCCCUGCACCGGCGAUUAUCAGACCCCAACCACAGCCCAGCCACAGCCUAUCGACCCAGCCUGGGCACACUGGGGACAGCUCCGUGGGCUCAGUCAUCUCCAGCUCUCAAUCAGGAAGGACUGGGAUUGGGGCUUGGGCCAGGGCUAGGACCAGUAACAGGACCAGGGCUAGGGAGCCCUUUUUUUUCUCGUCAGCUCCACCUUGUGCCCCUCCCUCGACUUCCAGAGAAUGGAUUUGCCCAUAGCCAGGAGCCCAACUUAACCAGGGGCCUCUGUGGAAUGCCUACACCAGCCACAGAAGCAAAUCAGAAGCCAUCCCCGGAGAGGAAGCCAUCCCCCCCAAGCCACAACUAUGGACGACUGGACCUCCUCCCCAAGGGUUCUCAGACACCCGGUUCUGGGAACACAGGCUCUGGGGACCAUGCCAAGAUCAGAGAGCAGUCUGUAGAUCAGAGGCGGGCAACUCUGGGCCAUCUGGACCUUGUGGCUAAAUAUGGUCCAUUCCGGAUGGAGGGGACAGGACCAAUUAGAAUCUCUACUCCAGAUGCCAUGGGCAGGGCCAAAGUGGUCUCGGAAGAGGAGAAGCGGCUGACCCUGGGCCACAGCAAGUUGGAUCUCAUCACCAAAUAUCACAGGUUAGAGGGGAUAAAAAGAAGCCCCGAUCCAAGUGUUCCUGGCAUCCCCAGUGACCCUAGCCCACGGGAUUCUGUUGUUUCUGGUGUACCUAUUGUUCCUAACCCACAAGAGCCCAGUGCCUCCAGUGUUCCUGUUCCACGAGCAUCCUGCAUCCCUGCUGGUACCCGGAAUCAUACUCCUGGGGAUGAGAAACGUCUGACUCUGGGUCACAGCAAGCUAGAUCUCAUCACUAAAUACAACAAGUCCAAGUUCAGACUAAUUCGAAGCCGCUUUGAAACCUAAGAUCCCUUUGUUUGCCCUUCAGGCCCAGGCUUUACAGGAAACCCGUCUGGCUAAUCCCAAUUUAUUGCUGUCUGACCUGUCACAGGCCCAAGGAUUAGAACUAGAGGCACGAGUGGCAGCUAGGUGGCACAGUGGGCUGAAGUUUCAGACAUUAACACUUCCUAAUUGUGUGACUCUGGGCAAGUCACUUAACCCAAUUGCCUCAGCAAAAAAUAAAAAUAAAAACAAGGGUCAAGUGUCAACAGAGGCCAGAGCUACUACUACUCCCUCAACUUGACUGGAACGUAAUAUCCCAGACUCCUAACCUCUUCACCUAAAAUUCCAACCUGAUCCCAACCCUCCUAACUACAACCUCAUUUCUGACCUACUGAUCCUGCUCAUCAGUAGGUCCUUUCUCCUUUCUCCUUUCUCACAUCCUCACCCUACUAUGCACUGAACUUAUCCACUGAUAUCCAGUCUCAUUGAACUCCAUCCCACUUACUCUAACCAAAGAAACCCUGAUUUGUGACGCCAGUGCCCAUAGGCCAACUGGGUAUUUAUUGAUCCUGUUGUGCGUAUGAACUAUAUUGGGGGGCAAGAGGAGGAGGAAGGAAGGGGAUAUGGCUAGGAAUUAUCCUAAGGCAAGUGAGUGGACUCUGUCCUUAAUAUGGUCCUAUCUAAACAAGGCUUUAUUACCCUCUGAGGUCCCUGAUCCAGAAGCAGCUGAGGACACUUAUUCUGCAGGAUGGGAGUCUGGAAAGUCAACUGCCAGAUUGUCCUACUAGCCUCCUGGGGCUGCUACUAGAAGGAAGGGAGGGACCAGGAAAGGGAAAGAAGAGUCUUGCAUGAUAGGGGAAGAUAGUUCAAGCCAAGGAGACGUUCACCAAAGGGAUCUAGGAACAAGUCAGUCUGACCCCAACCAACACAGAAUACAGGCAGAUGUCCUCCUCCCAGUCACAUAGGACAACCCUUUCUCUGGCCCCAUUGUGUGGUUCAGAAAUGGGGAGGGGUCACCAUUUAAUAAAAAAAAAAAAAAAAAAAAAAGAACUGGAGAGCUCUC